ACAAUAAACGGAUCUUUACUCUGCACAGCAACUAUGUGCGAGAGUAACCAUAUUAGUGCGUCUUCUCCCUCUGACCAACCAAGCGCACGUCCCAGUCCUACUUUUUGGCCACCCCUACUCUGAUUUUUUAACCUUCUUUGCAUCCCCUUGUGUUUCCUUCCCUCUUUUUUUCUCUUCUCUUUUCUUUCUCAGGUUUCUUUCUACGGAGGAAUGGCGGACGUGUCCGAACGAAGAGGUUACAGCAAACCUCGAAAAGCACUGUCCUUUCUAUUUCCCUCCGCUCGAGCUUGGUAUGGCAAUGACCAGAAGCGAUCCGGAAGGAUCGGUCGCAAUGCAUCAUUUGGUUACUUUUCAGCAAAAUCGCGGCCAGCUGUACUUGACGAAGAGGAAGAAGGAACUACAGUGGCUGCUGCUGGUGGCCUUAUAAGAAAAGAUACGGUAUCUUCUUCCGAGUCAUCGAUCGACAAGCUUAGUCCGAACCGGAUGACUUUUCGGGUGAUGAAUCCCGAUGAUACUUUAAGCAGCAGCAACAGCACCAACUCGUCAAGGAUUGACAAUGAAGAAGACGAUGACGAUGACGACCAUGAAGUUAUCCAUUAUCAGACACAUCAGGAUGAAGACGACCACAGAACAGCUGCUGAAUUGGGCAACGAUACAUCAAGUCCCAACAUGAGCAACGCUGCUCUUGCUGCCAAAACCACUGCAGACAUUAACCAGGAUGCCCCUGUUGUUCCAUCCCCUUCUUCACCACCGCCACCGCCACCUGCACACGCACUGUCUACACCUCCUUCAACGGAACCCUCCCUGUCCUCUUCAGAUCCAGCAACUACUACCGCUGCUCCUGCCGCAGCCGCAGCAGUAGAGACACCAACCACACCAGUGGGAAGCCAUUGGUAUGCGCAAGGGUGGAAGAUUGCAGGUGCCGGACAAUCCAACAGUAAAAAAACGAAUCGACAAUCCAAAGUGAUGGAGGAAGAAGUUAUGGACGACGAGCGUCAGCUACCUCCCGCAAUUAAGACGUCAGUUGUUCUUGGCGCAGCCCCUUGUAGCAGCAGCAGCGGCAACAACAACAACAACAACAACAACAGUGGCCCAGCAACACCUACACUGUCUCCGACGACACAUUACCAUGGAGACAGGUCGAGAUCCAGUUUCGAUACAUUCAGGCAACAAUCAUCUUCGGAAGACUCUCCGUUUCCAUCUCCGGGCAGUGGCGGCGUUAUCCGUUCAGAUUCCACAAAGAUCGAAAAGCCCGGAUUUCCUCCUCCUGCACCUCCUGGCGCUACCAGCAGCAGUAGACCAUACGCACGUGGAACGCCGGCAUAUACGAGACCGCGUCCAAUGUCCCCAUCAAUGGUCUUGGCGCCAUUUUCCCCACCGUCGUCUCCACUUCUGUCUGGCAGUGGCAAUCCGGCUAGCAGGACACCUUCCAUGGCCACCGUUGGUUAUCUUUCUCAACCGCUACUAUCACCACAGUUCCAACAUCAACAUCCUAUCGUGGCUUCACGUCAGCACCCACAUAUGGCUUCCAUGACGCCAACACAUGCAAAAGGAUCGUUCAUUAUCCAAAACAACAGCAACGGCGACAACAGCAGUACGAAAAAGCAAAAGACAUAUUUUUCAAAAUAUGCAAAAGCAUCAUACAGCCUGACAAAUCAUCCAGACGCAAUUAAAAUAUAUCGCAGCAUGGCGGAAAAGACCGGGGAUCCGGUUGUGCAGCUCAGCUAUGCAAAAUAUCUUUUGGAAAUUGCCGAACUCUAUGGAGGAGGUGGAGGUGGACAGGGAGAAGGAAUACCAUCGUCGUCAAAAUUUUCGAAUCAAGGGAUGAGGAGCAGUACGAGUGUGGUAUCGUCUGCAUCGUCUCCAAGAAAUGAUGUAGGACGACCCAUGUCGUUGGACGGGUACCAGUCAGCCGCAUCAUCACGCGUUUCAUUGGACAGUGUUCGCUCGGCGCCAAUGGCUCCAUCACCAUCCUCUUCUGCAGCAACAGCCACACAGCACCGGCUGAACGAUUCGGAACGACGCAAGAAAAAGAUGCUUGAGGACGAGGGAAUCCGGUGGAUCAAACGGUUAGCGAAACAAAAUGUGGGCGAAGCUGCUUACCUCCAAGCGACAUGGAUGGAAAGAGGAAAAUAUGGGUUUUCCAAGAACUCAACCAAGACAUUCAAGUUAUACAAGAUCGCUGCCAACGAAGGAAUUCCUGAAGCCAUGCAUAAAGUCGCUGUAUCUUAUGAAAGAUCGGGUGAUGUUCGACAAGCAUUUCUCAAUUACAAGGGUGCAGCUGCUCAGGGUGUUGUCGAAGCUAUCUUUCGCAUGGCAAAAGUACAUCUUCAUGGCGAGUUUGGUCAACGGCAAAACAUGUCCUCUGCUCUGGAACUGCUGUCUCAAGCAGCUGAAAGAGCAAAUGAAGCCUGUCCUGAACCACCUUACCUGUUUGGCCUAAUUCUCACCAACACAUAUCCAAAAGCUGAUAUUCCCAUGGAGGUGAUCCAUCGCUAUGGUGGCGAACUUGCUGCACUACGUUAUUUCGAACAUGCUGCCCAGCUCGGCUACAGCCAUGCACAAAGCAGAAUUGCUUUCAUCUACGAGUACGGGAUGUAUGGCGCGCCCAUGCAUCUUGCCAAGAGUUUUGGAUACUACGACCUUGCAGCAAAACAACACAAACAUCCACAGGCCAUGCUGGGCUUGAGCCGGCUGUACAAUCGUGGAUGUCGUGGUCCAAACGAUAUGCUAACUGAAGACGAACGACUGGCACGCGAUGUCUCUGGUUGGCUUGCAGCAACAGCGAGAAAUGAGGAUGCAGCGUUUAGCUGGUGCCAAAAGGCAGCAGAUCGAGGAUUGGAUGAAGCUUUGUUUCUAUUAGGCUGGUACUAUGAGACAGGAGUUGGCGUUCCCCGCGAUUCUCUUCGUGCACAAGAACUGUAUCAAAAUGCAGGAGCCAAGGGUCACAAAGCGGCAGCCGAACGACAGUACAAAUCUGUAACACUUCAACAACAUGAAAGACGCAGUAUACGACCUCGAACAACCACUUCUUGUAUUAUCAUGUGAUGUUCUUUUUGUCCUUUAUCCUCUAUACAAACAUAUAUCCGCUUCAUCACAUAUUAACAUUUACAUACAAUAUUUUGCUUUUGAAAAUACAAAAAAUCCCAGUAAUAAAAUCCAUAUUGAAUAUGUCAAUACCAGAGAUCAGAAAAGCACAAUCUGAAAAACUGAGUGGUGGCACGGAAGGCCAAGUCAUACAAAAGGAUUGUGUUUGUGAAGGUCAGAAAUUGUUUUUAAGUAGCUCUUCAUUAACGAUGACGAAUUUGAUAGAAUUUAUCUCGAUGGUCCCAACCUUGAACAAUCACUGUCAUCAACGACAACGUUUAUCUCUAGACCAUUUGCUAAAGUAAUAGACCUUAUCUCUGGGUAGCUCACUGCAUCAAUCUCCCGCUAGUUUCAAAGAGGAAUACAUAG
Molecule: messenger RNA, 3456 nt
Organism: Zychaea mexicana
Lineage: Eukaryota; Fungi; Mucoromycota; Mucoromycetes; Mucorales; Lichtheimiaceae
Exons: 5
Coding region: 211-3048 (945 amino acids)
Molecular function (GO): protein binding
Source: RefSeq, a predicted model, not a curated record